AUGGCUGAGACAGUAAAGAUGUUGAUGCUCGUCCUUGUUGAAAUUCCAAAGGAUAGAGGCUUUGUAACUCUGCAUCCCAAACUGGAUAGUGGUGCAUUUGCUGUUUCACAAAUGAAUUUAAUGAGAAUUCAGAAUUUAAUCAUAUGCCAAGGAAUCAAUGAAUUAUGGAGUUUGAAUCUUGUGUUUGAGUUCAUGGAGAAAGAUUUAGGGGAUGUAAUUCGUGAUCAUAAUAUUGUGCUUUCGGCAACUGAUAUUAGGUCAUAUAUUCAGAUGACCUUGAAAGGGCUGGCAUCCGGUCAUAAGAAAGGAAUUCUACAUUUGGAUUUAAAACCAGAUAAUCUACUGAUUGGACCUCGCGGACAGCUGAAGCUUGCCGGCUUUGGCUUGGCUAGGAUAUUUGGAAGUCCAGACAAGAUUUUUGGUCACCAAGUAUUUGGCCGUUGGUACAGAGCAACAGAGCUAUUAUUUGGUUCAAACCAAUACGGUCCAAGCGUGGAUAUUUGGGCUGCCGCUUGUAUAUUUGCUGAACUUUUAUUGCGACGUCCAUUCAUGCAACCACUCCACACACUUUUUCCAAUGGCUACUGAUGAUGCCUUGGAUCUUUUAUCAAAGAUGUUCACUUAUGAUCCAGAAACCAGGAUUUCAGCACAACAAGCAUUAGAACAUAGGUACUUCUCUUCUGGACCUCUAUCCAUGGAACCAGAUUCACUUCCAAGAUUUGCUCAGGAAAAGGAUGCGUCCAAUCCACAGGAUGGUCCAGCUAUAUUGUCUACAGGAUGGUCAACAAAAUUAAAUCCACAAGAUGGUCCAAAUCAUUUGGCUCCUCCAAGAAAGUCUAGAAGGGUUAUGCCAAAUCCUGAAUUCCUUUUGAGUGCUAACUUGGGAGAAAGUCAAAACAAUAUCGAAUUCAUUGAAAUGGAUCAAUCUUGGAAUGAAACCAAUGAUGAGAAGGUAAUGAACACAUUAGCUGCACCAGUACAAACUUUGAAAAUGAAUAAUAAAGGGCCAAAGGAUGCAACUGCUAAGACAAAGAGUUGCUCAGAAUGGGAAGAAGCAGAUGUAUGUAUCAUUGAUACAAAGAUAGUUAAGGAUGAGAAGGUCAUCUUCACAACUAGUUCACCAUUAGAAGAAGCCGAACCAUUUGAUGAGAAUGCGCCGUAUUGUGAAUAUCACGAUGUAUUUGGACAUGAUUUUGAUCAUUGUCCACAAGCACUCCUUAAAUGUGACUUCUGUAACAGGGGAUGCCACUCGAGGAGUCCAUGUCCUGAACUUCGGGAGAUUUCAGGUUACUUUGAUAGACCACAGCAAAAAGUGAUUCAAUAUGUGUUUAAUGAAGGGGACUCACUCGAGUGUUUAGCUAAAAUUUAUAUGGAAACUGUGACUCGUGCUUUGUUGGUCACAUUGAAACCCGAAGAAUGGUUGAAUUCUGAGGUUAUAAAUAUUUUCACCAAUAUUCAAACUCUGAAACAACAUGCCGUGUGGGGAAAGGGGCAAUCCCGUGUUUGGUUUUUGCCACACUAUAUCGCGGAGGAAUUAAAGUCGGAUGUUAGAGAUGAUAAGGUGUUAAAGAAGAUAUGGAAAAAAUAUUUGAUGCAAGAUACUUAUGGUAGUGACAUUCAUAGCUGUGAAAAGGUUAAAGUGUUGCAGGAUGUACUUGAAAUAGGAUUUGGCAACACAUACAAAGGCAACAUCGUCUCUUUUCCAAUUGAGGUACCAGACUGGUUUCCUAAACAAUGUAAUUGGUACGAUUGUGGAAUGUACGUGAUCAAAUUCAUGGAGCUUUAUUUUAUUAUGGACGAAGGGGUCUCUUUUAGCUUGAAUUCGGAAUUGGAUCGAAUGGAUUUGUUAGUCAAAAAUUAUUUUCCAUGA
This is a messenger RNA of Oldenlandia corymbosa var. corymbosa, 1869 nucleotides long. The record is from the annotation of a GenBank genome assembly. Lineage: Eukaryota; Viridiplantae; Streptophyta; Magnoliopsida; Gentianales; Rubiaceae.